Messenger RNA from Mucor velutinosus, 1188 nucleotides. RefSeq lists its product as uncharacterized. Gene Ontology annotation, molecular function: phosphatase activity; endopolyphosphatase activity. The coding region runs from base 1 to 1188 and encodes 395 amino acids. Gene Ontology annotation, biological process: polyphosphate catabolic process. Gene Ontology annotation, cellular component: cytoplasm. NCBI's taxonomy places the organism in Eukaryota, Fungi, Mucoromycota, Mucoromycetes, Mucorales, Mucoraceae. The record is from RefSeq and is a predicted model, not a curated record. The transcript has 2 exons.
AUGGCACAUCUAGAUCACCAUGAAAAAUUAUAUCAAGAGCACAUUGAAGAUGUUGCCUCCAUUCCAAAUAGAACAUUGCCAGUCUAUAAAAAGAAGUGGUUUCUAGUUUCCGCUGCGGUAUUUACGGUAACUGCUGCCAUUGUGAUUGCCAUUGUGGUUUCUAUCUCUAUCCGCAAUCAGAGCAUGGCACAGCAAAAAGAUGGCAUGAUACAUACUACAUCGACCAGCAAAAACGAGAGCGAUGUCGACGAUGGGAGCACCUCGACAACAAUACCGCAAAAUAAUACCAAAAAUAGAAAAACUGCUUCUUUAAUUACACCAGACCAUCAAGAAAGCUACCACCCACCCGUUUAUGCGCAUGCAGUAUCACCGUGGUCCAAUCUAACUAGGCUCAAAGUAUAUAAUCCAUCAGAUCAAGGUCGCAUUUUCGUCAUGGGAGAUAUUCAUGGCUGCUUGAAGGAAAUGAAUCAAUUGCUGGAGAAAAUUCAAUUUAAACCAGAUCAAGAUGCAUUGAUUUUGGCGGGCGACUUGGUCUUUCGGGGACAAGAUUCGAUUGGAGUGAUUCAAAGGGCAAGACAGCUCAAUGCACUCUGUGUGCGUGGCAACCAUGAUGACAAGGUGGUUCGACUCAAAACUUAUGAAUACCAACACGGCUUAGACUCCAUGUCCCCAGCAGAUGAAAUCAUGCCUGAAGGUCAAGUAGGUGAUCCUCUUAAAUUUGGUAACAAGCACAUGGAAAUUUCAAAAAACCUGAACGUGGAGGAUUAUAAUUAUUUGGCUGGCUGUCCGUUGAUUUUGGAUAUUCCUGAAUUGAAUACACGUGUGGUCCACGGUGGUUUGGAUCCUCGGAUUACAAACUUGGUCGACAACGAUCCUUGGUCCGUCAUGAACAUGAGAGAUAUGGAUAAUAACAAUCAGCCUUCCAAAUUGAAACUGAACAAGAAGCCGGGUAAUGAUGUUCAGCAUUGGACAGCUGCUUACGAAGCCAACGCUGCCAAAACUCACAACCCUGUCACUGUCUACUAUGGUCAUGAUGCUUCAAGAGGUAUUGUCAUUGAUAACCAAACUGUUGGCGUAGAUAGUGGUUGUGUGUACGGUCGUAAAUUAUCAGUUGUAGAAAUGAGAUCAAGACAAUUGAUUCAAGUGGAUUGCUUGGGCGGCGAUAAGCAUGGAGAUGAUGAUGACUAA